AACGUAGCUUUUAUGCAGCGCUCAUUUGAAGAUUUGCAAGCGGCGGGCCGUCAACGACAUAAGUUCGCUGAAUUUUGUAUCUUUGGCAACAGAGUUGGCUAGCUGUGUGUAGGUGUGUGUUUGACACUGUGUGUGUGUAUGUGCACAAUUGCAGCAACAAUUGCAGUUAACCGAGAAAACGACAGCAACAAAAACUGUUAAAUUCGUGUAGAAAUAAAAGUGAAGCCGGUUUUCAAAAUUACGCAAAAAAAAAGGCAAGCGAAAAUUGCCCACGUUUGUAUAUUUGUAUGUGUGCGUGUCUGUGAGUAUUUUGUGCAUGUGUAAAAUCAAGCCAAAAAAUUCAAUUAAAACAAGUUUAUAUUGCCAAUUGUGAAAAAGUGUUGUCCAAAUUGACAACAACAGCAAAUUAAAUAUCUUAAAGAAAGCAAAAAGAAAGAUAUGCAAGCGUUUUACAUUUUGCUAACCGUCGCGACGGUCGCACUCGGAAGUGCCGGGUCCGCCACGCUGCCAGCAUCCGGUCCCACAAACGAGCAGGAGGCGGAAUUUGCAACCACCUCCUCAACAGUCUCACAGUUAGAUACAGCACCACAAACGCCAUUCGGUGGCAUCGCCCCGUGCAGCCUUAGCUCUGCGGAACUGGAUGUUUGCAUACGCGGGCUCUUCGAUGCAGUUGUGCCUAGACUGAAGUAUCAGGGUCUGCCAGACUAUAGCCUGGGCUCAAUUGAUCCGUACUUCUACAAGCGUGGCAUCUUUCGGUACUCGAACGAUGGCAUACAGGGCGGCCUGCUCAUAAAGAACAUGGAAAUUUAUGGCAUCAGCGGGCUGAAGGUAAACAGCGUGUCAUCCAAUUUCACGGACAGCGGCUUCGUCAUCAAAUUGGGCGUGGAGCUGCCACAGCUGAAGGCUGGCGGUUACUUUAAGGCGGAUGUCAAGUUUGGCGGUCUGCGUCUGGUGCCCAAGGGACCAUUUAACAUUACCAUUGAUGACGUCAAGGCCACGAUUCUAACUGAUGGACACAUUGAGCAGCUGCCCAGUGGCCAACAGCGCUUGAGCUUGCAUCGCCUGAAUGCGAGUGUGAAUGUGGGCAAUGCUCGGAUCUUGGCCAAUGGCAUCUUUUCGGACCGCAAUCUAAAUGCUAUGAUCCUAAAUUUGGUCAAUGAGAAUUUGCCAGAGAUCACGCGCGUCGGUAUUCCCGCCACCCGGGAGCAGUGGGCGCCCAUUUUGGUAACGCAUAUCAACGAGUUCUUCGCACCGGUUCCUAUAGAAAAGUUGUUGGUUCAGUAAAGUGCUCAAGGCUCCAGUGUUUGCAUUUUAUAGCUAAUUAGUUUUUAAUUAUUAUAUAACGAAAUAUCAUUUAAUUUUAAUGCUGCUUCCAAAUAAUUACCCUGCUUCUCUUGAAUUGUCAGCGAAACGAAAUUUAUAUUUAUUUAUAUGCUUCUUCUUUAGAAAUAUCAUCUUGUUGCACGUACUUUUGUUCAAACAUUUCAAAAUUAUUAAAUUCUAUUGUCUAACUGACAAGCAACGUACAAAAUUGGUUUUUCGUAAAACUUUGUUUAUAAGUCAAAAGCUAAAGGUUUGACAGGCAUUGGAUUUUUGCUCCCAAAAGCAGGCAACACAAAUGGAAUACAUGUGGUGAACCAGAUGAAAUUAUAUCAUAGCAUACUUUACAACUGAAUUAAUUUGAAAUAUUCAACUUGGACAUAAAUAAAA
Molecule: messenger RNA, 1710 nt
Organism: Drosophila hydei
Lineage: Eukaryota; Metazoa; Arthropoda; Insecta; Diptera; Drosophilidae
Exons: 4
Coding region: 439-1284 (281 amino acids)
Source: RefSeq, a predicted model, not a curated record